Glycine soja is the source of this 7730-nucleotide messenger RNA. RefSeq lists its product as uncharacterized. Bases 4280 to 6145 code for a protein of 621 amino acids. The transcript has 5 exons. Lineage: Eukaryota; Viridiplantae; Streptophyta; Magnoliopsida; Fabales; Fabaceae. Gene Ontology annotation, biological process: meristem development; meristem maintenance. The record is from RefSeq and is a predicted model, not a curated record.
AAAUAUAAAAACUUACACCUUAAUGCGAACGAGUUUGGCGAAUCUGAGAGACGAGAGUAACGCUGUGUAGUUCCCAUCAGAUACCUCUGCUCUCGCCGGUACCCACCGUUGACGCUUCGAGGAUGACACCUUAUUGCUUCCCUCUCUCAUUCUUCAUAUUUCUCCUUCAAUUCACCGCCUUUGCUUCUUCUUCUUCUUCCACCCACAUUUUGCAGGAUGUUCUGAAAGCGGUGUCGGCGAAACAGAAGUGGGAUUUCUUCCAACGACAACGACGACAACGUGAGAGUAACCAAGUUGGAUGUCGGAAAGGUUAGGUUCGGGACCUCCCUGAGCUACGAGUUCCGAAUCGGAAUGGGCAGUGAUAAUGAUAACUUCACCCUCAAAUUCGCAGACCAAGUUACCACGUGGAACAAGUUCAGAACACCAUUUCCCGAUUUGCCCUCUCUCGUUCACCGGCUCGGUUCCUUCCCACUCCUUCAUACCCUCAAAUUAGAAGGUCCCUUUGCGUUGCGGGUCGAUGCCCUUCACAACCUAUCGCUUUCCCUCCCCAUGAAUGUUUCAUACACUUGUUUGAAACACAUCCUUGUUGGUGAGGGUAUUACAGUAGAAGUGAGAAGAGCACAAGAAAUCUCUCUUUUUACUCGUCUGAUCUUGAUUUGCAAAUGAAUGGAAGUGCCAUGUGUAGUGAGGGGAAGAGUGACCUUUGGCCCUUUUUGCAUUCAACUUGCAUGACUCUAAUUCCCAUACGCAUAUCAGGCUCUGCAUCUUUGGUUGCUUAUAGAGCUCGAAACUCUUAUGCACACAUAGCAACUACAUUGAUUUCAGAGGAUGCUAUUGAGCUGCUUCCAGAAAAAUGUUACCAUGGUCGUAUGUUUAGAAAGCGAGCAUGCCCCAUUGAUUCCUUAAGUUUGAGAUUAAGUAUAUUGGAGAAAGUUUUGAGGAGUCUUCUUGAGCGUAAGAUACUUAAAGAUCAGCUUUUUGGCCUUCUCAAAGCAAAUAUUAAAGCAUCAGCUGUUGUGAAGUUCCCCUUAGAAUUAGAAAGAGACCUAAGUAAUAAUGCCACUCUUAAUCGUACGAUUCCUGAUUGGAGAACGAGGCCUAGUUUUGAAAGGUUCUGGUUUGAGAUAUUGGCCAGAGUUGAGGGAAACACGCUCAAGCCUCUUUUAAUCAAGAAAGUAAGACCUUUUAUUGAAUCAGUUUCAGUUUCCUAGGCGCAUUUGAUGUCCAAUAUGUCAUACACAAAGUUGAGACCCGUUUUUCUUCCUCCGGAGCCUCUUACACUGGAUGUGAAAUGGUAGGAGAAACUCUUGUAAGUUCUAAUAUAUAUUUUUUUUACACUUUUUUAGGUUAUGUUUGUAGAUUCUUCAGUUGAUCUUGUUAUAUGCGAGAGUUCACCAAUUCUUGUAAAAUAUUACUCAUGCACUCAUGAUUGGUCAUGUAAAUACCAAAAUAGGAGAGGAGAAAGAAGAGAAAAGUAAUUUGCUUUUACACGAUUUCGUUGUCUUCUAGGAUAUGAACCUAAUUCUUUAAUUGGUACCUCUGAUGAAGCAGUUUGGACUAAGCUGGUGUGCUAUUUGGUAAUGUGUUUUUUACUAUGUUAAGUGGUUGGGCUGAUUAUGAAAAAAAACAUCUAUGGGGGAGGUAUUUUAUGUGCGGUGUGCUACUGUGCUUUAUGUUUGGUUAUGAAUACAGUCUUCAAGAACUUAUUAUCCUGUUAGCCCAUAUUUUUGAUGAGCUAAAAUAUGCUCUAAAUACGCAUUAGAUGUCGUCUCGAGUUUCGAAGCGUAUUAAAGAGCAAGAAUCUUGUCAGGACUUGUUCGAAUCGAAAAGAGAGAAGAGGUUUUUGAAAGGGAUUCCCAGGCUCAAGGAAGUAUUUACGAAGUACAAGGCUAAGACAAGAAAAAGGGCUUCGAACCAUUGGGCGAUUCGAGUUGGCGUAUGGUCGAGUCGAAGUCAAGGCAGCAAGAUUUCUGGACUUAGCACAAUUUCUGACAAAACUUCACAAAAUCAGUUCGACUUCGAGCAAUGAGGAUAACCGUUCUAAGGAGCAGUUAUGUGCAUGUAAGGUGUACGUAGCAGGACACUUGGCAUUAGGAUAGUGUUCGACCGUUAGGGCAGUUUAUUUUCGAAUGUCUAUAUAUAGCAGUUUUUAGUCAGAUUUCGGGGUCGCAAAUCAUAUAUACAAAUCCUUAUACACUCAAAGUACCCAGCGCAGAGAGAAACGAGUACGCAAGGAGAAUGUAUGUUUGUGAACCAUUUUAAGUUCCUGUAAACUUUACAUUUCGAAUGCAAUGCAAUUUACGUUUCAUUUUACAUAAUUCCUGUCUUUUAAAUGGCUCAUUCGAUCGAAUGAACUUGUUGGUCCUUUAAAUUCUGUAAUUUACCUUUCCCUUGUCAAGUUACUUCCAGCAUUUCGAUUCUUUCAAAGAAUUUUUACUUUCUGCAAACCUCAAAACCAAUGAAUGUUCGUUGCAACGAUGAACAUCAAAAGCUUUACGUUUAAAGCGAACAUACAAAUGGCAUGCUCCUGAGAUUCACUAGUUGGUCUCGCAAGCAAUUAACUUAGACUAGCGAUUGUUUACCAAAUUUCAGCGUAAACAAAUUGGCACGCCCAGUGGGACCGGUCAAUUGUGUGUUUUGGCUUUAAAAUUAUUAUUAAAGUUUUGUUUAGAACAGUUAGUUUAUUGCAUUCUUAAUUGUUUUGACCUUGUAUGCAUUUAAGAAGUGGAAAAUCUGUUCCACACUUAACAGAAUUCAAAACUCGUACAAGGAUGGCUAGACCACCCCCAAGUAAUCGAAACAAUGACCUUCCAAAUAUGGAGGGGCAACCAACGCAGACAUCUGUCAGUAAUGCCAAUAUAAAUUCCAGCGUAAACAAAUUGGCACGCCCAGUGGGACCGCUAGUCUAAGUUAAUUGCUUGCGAGAUCAACUAGUGAAUCUCAGGAGCAUGCCAUUUGUGUGUUUGCAUUAAACGUAAAGCUUUUGAUGUUCAUCGUUGCAACGAACAUUCACUGGUUCGAAAUUUGCAGAAAGGAAAAUUCUUUGACAGAAUCGAAAUGCUGAAAGUAACUUGACAAGGGAAGAUAAAUUGCAGAAUUAAAAGGCUCAACAAGUUCAUUCGAUCGAAUGAACCAUUUAAAAGACAGGAAUUAUAAAGUGAAACGUAAAUUGCAUUGCAUUCGAAAUGUAAAGUUUACAAAACUUAAAAAUGGUUCACAAUCAUACAUUUUCCUUGCGUACUCGUUUCUCUCUGCGCUGGGUACUUUGAGUAUAUAAGGAUUUUGUAGAAAUGAUUUGCGGCCCCGAAAUCUGACUAAAAACUGCUAUAUAUAGACAUUCGAAAAUAAACUGCCCUAACGGUCGAACACUAUCCUAAUGCCAAGUGUCCUGCUACGUACACCUUACAUGCACAUAACUGCUCCUUAGAACGGUUAUCCUCAUUGCUCGAAGUCGAACUGAUUUUGUGAAGUUUUGUCAGAAAUUGUGCUAAGUCCAGAAAUCUUGCUGCCUUGACUUCGACUCGACCAUACGCCAACUCGAAUCGCCCAAUGGUUCGAAGCCCUUUUUCUUGUCUUAGCCUUGUACUUCGUAAAUACUUCCUUGAGCCUGGGAAUCCCUUUCAAAAACCUCUUCUCUCUUUUCGAUUCGAACAAGUCCUGACAAGAUUCUUGCUCUUUAAUACGCUUCGAAACUCGAUACGACAUCUAAUGCGUAUUUAGAGCAUAUUUUAGCUCAUAAAAAAUAUGGGCUAACAAAUUGCCCCCAAAAAAUGUCUGCUUCGAUUCGAGAUCGAAGGAAGAUGAGAAGUUGACAUUUUUUUUUCUCUUCUUCUACCAGUUUUCCUGAAACGGCGUCAUGAUCGCACGUUCACUGUGUAACCGUCGCCUCGAUCUCCCACUACCCAUCAUUAAUUCCACUUUUCUAGGCAAAGUGGGACACGUGUCAUGCUGGGGAAUCGGAAGGGAAAUCUGAUGUGAUUGAUUUUUGACCAUUGAUUAUUAUAUUGUUUUUUCCCCUUUUAAAAAUGAAACUCCAUAAAUAGCGCCAGAAAACUCCAGAAAACCCUUCAGCUUCUCUGCUUCCAAAACCCUUCUUCUUCUUGUUGUAUCUCCGGCGAAACCUUUUCAUUUUCAGACAUCAACUUACUACUCCUUUCAUCAUCAACCUCACCGUGUCUCUGAGCUUUGCCAUUGUUCUCCGUGAGUCCAAGCUUUUACUCACUGAUUCCAUCAGUUACCAAACCCUUCGUAAGAAUCAUCCUCUUUCAAAUUUCUUACGAUGUCGCAAGAACAAUCAGUUCCGUUUGCUGGGAAGUGGCACCACUUUACAGUCAGGACUGAUGGAGAAAAGGUGGUUCCAGAACCACAUGGUGACGCCGAACAAACAGAAGCCUGGGAAUCAGAGGUGAUGAUCCCUUUCGCAGUGGAAAGAACAGUUUACGCUUUCGGUGGACCCCUGCCAGACCAAGAAUCACUUUCGAGUGCAAUGAACAAGGUAUUUCCCUGCUACCCAACUUGCGAACCUAGGAUUUUUGAUAGUGAGCCUUACAACUUUAAUUGUUUAAGCAAACCCCACAAACUCUUUCGAUCCGCCCCGUCAAUAGCCCAUAGGGAUUACCUACCUUGGCUUGAUCGAGUCGAACAAGCGUAUGAGGAUUUCUGGAAGACAUAUGGCAUCUUUGAUUUGAUACAAUUCUCUCGAUCUGGUCCUGAAUAUCGACCAGAAAUGCUGAUAGCAGCUAUGCACUUUUUCGAGUCUUCUACCAACACCUUUCAAUUUAAAUGUGGUAUGAUGACCCCCACUCUCUUAGAUGUAGCCGCCCUCACAGGCCUUAGGCCUAGCGGAGAAACUUAUGACCCCACUAAUUCUAGUGACAAUAUCAAGCUAGUAUAUAAGGAGAAUACCUUUUCCAAAUAUAUAGCUGAACACAAAGGACCCGUCGAAGAGGAGGUUUCUGAUGAAGAGCACGUAGCCUUCUUAACCCUGUGGCUAUCUCACUAUGUUUUUUGCACGAAAUCCUUGCAAGUAGCCAAAAGAUUUAUUCCAAUGGCAUUACAAAUUCAUGAAGGUCAGAACUUUGGAUUUGGACGCCUCUUGUUAGCAGUGCUAUACGAAUCGCUUGGUGAGGCAUGCGAUGAUCUGAAGAAGUCGAAGGAUGGGUCUUCCUUCUUAGUAUCUGGGCCUAUGUGGCUUCUCCAGUUGUGGCUUAAUGCCACCUUCGAACAAGAAAUGGGAUUAAUAAUCCCACAAGAUUAUGCUGAAGAAGUUGCAAAUCGCUCGAUCGAAGGCCAGAGAGCACUUCGAUUAACCCCCAAGACCUUAAUUCAAAACUCACAAAAGCUGUUCCUAAAGUACAUGAGGAUUUUUCUGAGCUUUGACAAGUUUCUUCCCCAACAUGCUCCAUUCAUUAGUCGAGAGGUUGGCCCGGCCUGGUUCACUGACUAUUUUCCUGCUGUCGAUCCGGACAAUGAAGAAGAAGUGAACGAAAUAUGGUCAUUUUACUUGAAUCCACAGAUCCUGUCUUGUCGUACAGGUGUUCAAUCGAACUAUUUAGGCCUGGUUGGAUACCAGCCUAAUUUGGUUUCAAGACAAUUUGGCCUCUCGCAAAUCCGUCCUAAAAGCUUGUUCGAAGAUCCUCGAGACGUCAUAAGAGGGGCCAAUCUUUCGGAAAAGACUUUCAAGAAGUUUUUGAAGAUUUCUCUUGAUGAAAACUAUAACCUGCAUCCUUUUGAGUUCAACCAUUCCCACUUCUGCACCAUGGGGUUUGUUACCUGGUGGGAGAAAUAUUAUUCGACCCGUUCAGUUGGAGACACUACUAUCAUGAUCUCCAGACUUGAGAGUGGUUUUAUACAACCAACGGUCGAGAAUAUCCGCUCAAACCUUCAGGCUCGAGGCAAAACAAUCAUGACGAAGAAAAGUGCUGAAACGUCUCGAGCUGAUGUGAGACCCAAGAAACCCACCGGGGUGAAGAUCCAAGAAGGGAAACAAGAAGAGAAGGUAACUCUUCUGAACUUAUCUUUUACUCUUAACGUCUUGCCUCAUAUUUCUUUAUUUUUUCAGAGUCAAAAGAAAGAUGAUAGCAUUGAUACUACCACGACUUCAAAACGCUCGAAGCAUGCGGUCGUCGAAUUAGACGAAGAGUAAGAUGCAAGUUUUAUUUCUAAUGUCAAUAUUAUAGCUUUCUUUCAAGUCUAUAUUCUGACAAUUCUUUACCCUCGUAAUGCAGGAAGAAAAGGAAAGACCUCUUAUAAGAAAAAGAAAGUUACCUGCGACUUCGACCAAGUCUGCUGAACAAACAGAGGCAGGCAAUUCCCAGGCUCAAAUGCCUAAAAAGAAAAAGAAAGUAAAGCAGGUCGAGCCUGAACCUUCUGUGGCUGUUGAGGGUGGUGAACCAAUCAAGAAGAAAAAGAAAAAGACCAAGCCUUCAAAAGAACAAGGUGACAAUCAACCUGUUGACGUCCAACCACCUUCGACCGAUAUUGACGACACUGAAGUAGAGGCUACUCCUUCUGUUGCUGAGAUGGGCAACCCUGUCGAUCAACCGGACUCACCACAAGAACAACCUGCCGUCGAGGUACAACAAAAUGUUUCUGUAGAAGAAAUACCCUCACAUGCUCGAACAUCUCCCACUCCUGAGACGGAUGCAGUGAAUGUUGAAGAAUAGGGUGAAGGUCAAGGCAUUGGAUCCAGCAGUCCUCAUGGAUCGAGUCAAAAAAGUUCAUCCGAAGAAAACUUUUCCGAUGAAGAGGCCAUAGAAGAGGCUGAAGCUGGAGGUUCGGACAUUUACCCGGCGUCUUCGACAUCUAAGCUUUCCGCUAGCAUAGGGAUCGCAGAAGAUACAUUCAUUCAAAUGCAAGACGAAGACCCUGCUGCAGCCCUUCGACUCCUGCUGACCACAAGUCAAGCCGACAUCUCAAGUGAAAAGAUUCCUGGUGCUUCGUCCUCAUCUGAUGCCGAAAUAAACUCUUCAGUACGCCAAGAUUCUCUGCUCUUGAAGUUAUCCAUGGAAUACGCACGGGAAGAUGUGCUUAAAUCCAUUGAAGAGAACCCCUCUGCUGCCUUUGGGCACCUGAACUUUUUGAAGAAAUUGCACAACCCCCUUACCUCUGAUGAGAUUCUAGGCAAAGUUAUCCAAAUCGAGGCCAUCAUUGACCAAUUUGCAAGUACUGUGCAGAAAAAACGCGAAAAUGGCGCCAGACUGGAUGCCCAGAAACAGGCACAUAUCCUUCUGCUCGAAAAAGCCCGAGCUGCUCAACAUGAAGUCGAACGUCUCACCAAAGAGGCGAAAGAAGGAUCUUCUGAGAUCAAAGCCUGUGAUGAUAACAUCUCCUCCUGGGAGGCAACUAUUACGGAUUUGCUGUCUCAGGUCGAUGAUCUAAGGCAAAAAAUUGUGACGGAGCAGGCCAAACGCAAGGAACUCCAGGAGAAGGCCGCUAAUUCGAUUCAGAAGUUGGUUGCUGAAAAAGGGAGGGAAGGCCUGAAGGCCUUUAGCGCAUCUCAAGCUAUAGCAGAUGAGGCGAGAGUUAUGGAGAGUGCUGACCAGGUCUUAACUAAAGAGAUGGCCACCUUGAAGAAACUAUAUGAGGACUUGGUCAUGCACUAGUAGAACUUAUAAAUUUUUUAUUUCGAAUUCUGUAUUUCGAUUCUACUUUUUGAUGUAAUAUUGACAAAUGCCCUUUUGUGGCAAUUUACUGUUAUUGCCAUUUUUAUGUUUCCAGUAUUUUUCUUA